AUGACGACGAUAUGCCAGAUGGGUGCUGGUAUGUACCGUGAGCCGGCACGGCAGUUUCACUCCUUCACCACAAAAAAAAUAGCCCACACAAUAACCAUCACCUCCGCCACCAACCUCACCACAUUUCUCACUCCUUACUCUCUCUCUCUACCCAUAAAUAGCAAUAAAAGUUGGCGCACGUUAACACCCUGCGCACACCUCCCUUCAAAUAAGAAUAAUAAUAAAAGUACCCCCUGUUAUUACCAUUAUAACACCACUAGUAAUAAUAAUAGAAGUAAUAAAAACUCUCUAGGAUUUACGUUUCGUGGAUGCCUUUCAUUGCCCUCUCGCAACUCUAGUUCCUCCACUCGCUUCUCCAGACCCGAUUCGCCGCCUUUAGCUUCUUCUCCCGGGUCGGGUUUCAUGUCCGAAAUGGGAUCCGAGAAUAAAAUCGACGAUGUAGGUUGGUAUAACCAUGACAGCCAAGAUCAACCGCUGUCAACAUCACCGUCUAUGCAGAUUCACAAUCAACAACAGCAACAUUCUAAAUUUCUAACUUUGCCUACCGUUUUAACCCUCGGUCGCGUCGCUGCUGUGCCGCUACUUGUUGCUACAUUUUAUGCGGAUAGUUGGUGGGGAAGAACUGCUACAACAAGUAUUUUUAUUGUUGCAGCAAUCACUGAUUGGCUUGACGGGUACCUUGCACGAAAGAUGAAGUUAGGCACAGCUUUUGGUGCUUUUUUGGAUCCGGUAGCUGAUAAGCUUAUGGUUGCUGCCGCCUUGAUCUUAUUAUGUUCUAGACCUUUGGAAGUUGCAUUGUCAGGAGAAGUACCUUGGCUGUUCACUGUACCCGCAACUUCAAUUAUUGGCCGGGAGAUAACCAUGUCUGCAGUUAGAGAAUGGGCUGCUUCACGGAAUAGCAAACUUUUAGAGGCUGUUGCUGUAAAUAACUUAGGGAAGUGGAAAACUGCUACCCAGAUGAUUUCACUAACUAUCCUUUUGGCUGCUCGAGACAGCAGUCUUGAAGGACCAGGGAUUUUAGUACCUUCUGGUGUCAUUUUGCUUUAUAUCUCAGCAGGUCUUUCUAUAUGGUCUUUAGCUGUAUAUGUGAGUAAGAUAUGGAAAGUAUUGCUGAAGUAGUAUAGCAGCCAUGCUCUGCGUUGCUUAUGCAUGCUCCCGAGGAUGCAUGUGGAUGACACAGACACUUUAUACAUAUCCCGUUUUAAUGCUUAAUCACUGAUUGAGUUCCUCAAGUAGGUGGCGAUUAGGGGGGAAGAUGUUUCUUUUUUCUUGGGAAGUUCCUCAUAUUAAGUUUGCAUCUGGUGUGGAGGCAGACUCCCUGUUCUUUUAGGGCGUUUUCUAGUGUUUUUAAAAUCUCAAAGGCUUCAUGUUAGUUUGUUAUACCGAAGAAUUGUGAGGAGGUAGAUGUUGAAAGUUGAAACAGAAAAAGCCUGAUCAGAGCCAUUGAUAGUGUUGAUCUGAUGCCUCCUGGAUCAUUGAUGCCAUGAGUGGAUGCUGGUAGUAUCACAUUGUAAUUUAUUCGCGAUGGAGCUGAAGAAAAAAUAUCGUCCAUUCCAAUGUAAACAAGAAACAAGAAUUACAGAGAAUUAAGAACUUAAAUAAUUUUCCGAUGUUUUUGUCAA
This is a messenger RNA of Populus trichocarpa (black cottonwood), 1622 nucleotides long. RefSeq names its product CDP-diacylglycerol--glycerol-3-phosphate 3-phosphatidyltransferase 2. The transcript has 8 exons. Lineage: Eukaryota; Viridiplantae; Streptophyta; Magnoliopsida; Malpighiales; Salicaceae. The record is from RefSeq and is a predicted model, not a curated record. Gene Ontology annotation, biological process: glycerophospholipid biosynthetic process. Bases 1 to 1119 code for a protein of 372 amino acids. Gene Ontology annotation, molecular function: CDP-diacylglycerol-glycerol-3-phosphate 3-phosphatidyltransferase activity. Gene Ontology annotation, cellular component: chloroplast envelope; membrane.